Molecule: messenger RNA, 2180 nt
Organism: Girardinichthys multiradiatus
Lineage: Eukaryota; Metazoa; Chordata; Actinopteri; Cyprinodontiformes; Goodeidae
Product: zinc finger and SCAN domain-containing protein 2-like
Exons: 8
Coding region: 142-2028 (628 amino acids)
Biological process (GO): regulation of transcription by RNA polymerase II
Molecular function (GO): RNA polymerase II cis-regulatory region sequence-specific DNA binding; DNA-binding transcription factor activity
Source: RefSeq, a predicted model, not a curated record
GUGGCGGCAUUGCACCGUAAUGUUGUUUACGCGUCGAAACAACAAGAAGAAGAUUUGUAUCCGGAAGUUAUUUUCGGAGCUUCGCAAGACAAAUGUAAAAUUGAAUUUCACUCUUUUGCCCAGACGUUUCCAACACUGAAAAUGGUGCGGAAUGGCAAAGGCUCCCCGCGUCCUCCAGCCUCCUUACAGCUGCUGGUUCCUCCUGUGAGGCUCAUGUCUGCCUUCGUGUGGAAGGCAGUGCAGCAGGACAGUGCCAUGCAGUACGAGAAGCUGCUGGACUUCAUCGAUCUGGUGACAGAGGUCGUGCCGGAGCUUCUCAGUCCCAGUCAGAAGUGUCAGCUGGUCCUAGGCCUCAGAGCAAGGUUUGUUCUGGAGCUGUGUCGGGGCAAUGGUGUCACAAACCUCAAGAGUAUCCAAGGCCACCUGGAUAAAAUUCACACCUGCUGCCUGGAACUGAGCACCAGUGAACACAUGGAAAGCUCUGAUAUUCUGAAGACCUCCUACAGUAACUUUGCAAACCUGGUACAGAACAUUCUGAAUGUUCCUUUGGAAAAGGAAGUCUUCUUCCAAGAUGUUUUUCCUGAACACUACGGAUCUGCCUUCAACCAGCGCGUCCAACAGCUUGUGUCUUUGCUCCUAACAAGACUGGAGCAGCUGCUGCCCAUACCGGACCUGCAGCAGACUGCAAAUUGGCUCAAUGAAUCAUCUGCUUCAGAAGACCUUGGGCAUCAUCUGUCAGAACCUUUCUCUCUGAAGACUCUGCUGCUGCAUCAUAGAGAGUUGGGGACUCUCAGUUCAGCUUCUUCAAGCACUGAAGAGGAUGUAAUUUUAUCCACGUUGGCCCUCUCUACUCAAACCGAUCAGUUCAGUGAGGAGGAUGAGGACGACGAUGAUAAAUUUGAGAGCGAUGAAGACCCGCUAGCGCUGGAGGAUUUGGAGGAAGAUUCAAAUCAGAGUCUAGAUGACACGUCAGAAGACUGGGUGCCAAAAAAUAAAUCAGGUUCUCUCUCUCGAUUAUUUAUUUGUACCAAGGGUCCAGGCACGCAGCAUAUACAGCGGACGGCUCGAAAGAACAUCCAACGUGAGCAGCGCUGGACAGCUCCUGUUCAGAGCACCAAAGCAGUAAAAAAAGGCAACAAAAAUCAACUAAAAAGCCAAGAAAUGAAGAGUAAAAACAAGAAACCAGAAGACAACUUAAAGAAUCAGCAGAGAGCCAAACAGAAAGACAGUGUUGACAAAAAGGGGGAACAUGAUCAGAAGAAGGAUGGGCUGAAAAACAAAAGUCGACGGAAACGGAAAGAGCCCACUGGGGAAGAUAAAAGGUUUCUAAGUACGCGACCUGUAAAAAAAAUCUUCACGGAAGAAGAAACAAAAUGCUUAACGUGUGAGAAAACAUUUGAACAUCCUAAUCAGCUGAAGACACAUGUGAAACUCCACUCCUUUCGCUAUAGCUGCAUUCAGUGUGAGAAAGGGUUUACAAGCCAGUCUGGAUAUUAUCACCAUCAGAGACUUCACAAAAGAGGGCGAGAAUUCAAGUGUAAGGAGUGCAACAAGGGGUUCUUGUGCAGCUAUUCUCUCAAGCAGCAUGAACGCCUGCACGAUGGUCCCACCAACUUUUGCGCCAUCUGUGGAAGAAACUUCAGCAAAAACGGCUUCAUAAGACACAUGCAGAUGCACAGAGGGGAAAGAAAUUUCCUGUGCACAACCUGCGGAAAGGCGUUUCUGUCCUCUGGGGAGCUGCGGCUGCACAAUCGUUCUCACACAGGUGAGAUGCCAUACACCUGCGUCCAUUGCGGGAAGGGCUUCUCCAGCAAGGGUCACCUAGUCGUCCACACACGCUCCCACACGGGGGAGCGUCCAUACCUGUGUGCAGAGUGCCCCAAACGUUUUCUUACCCUGAACUGCCUCAAGAGGCACUCCCUCAGCCACAAUGGGGUUAAGCCUUUCAAAUGUCCAAACUGUGACCGAGAAUUUUCCCAGCAGGGGAAUAUGAAAAGACACAUGGCAACUCAUAAACCUGACUGUUAGUGGUUUGAUUUAGGUCACACAAAAAACUUUAACCUAUGCUUUUCAAGAUCCUUUGACAGUGAGUUAAUCACUGUGUUAGUAAUGUCAAUGUUCACUUUGGUUUCUUUGCUUUGAAUCCUAUUGUGAAACUUAUUAAAAUACAUUUACUAUUU